Molecule: messenger RNA, 914 nt
Organism: Aplosporella prunicola CBS 121167
Lineage: Eukaryota; Fungi; Ascomycota; Dothideomycetes; Botryosphaeriales; Aplosporellaceae
Exons: 2
Coding region: 31-753 (240 amino acids)
Biological process (GO): dUMP biosynthetic process; dUTP catabolic process
Molecular function (GO): magnesium ion binding; dUTP diphosphatase activity
Source: RefSeq, a predicted model, not a curated record
CAAUUCCCACCAUCACCACCAAAACACACCAUGUCCACCGACACCAACGACAACAUCGCUGCCACGCCCGCCAUUGAACACGAGCCACCCUCUCUCCCCGCCUCGCCGCACCCCAAGCGCAGCCGCAACAUCGAGCCCGAGCCCACGUUGCCCGGCGCCACAGCAGUAGUGCCCUCGAGCGUCAUCAGCGGCAGCACCAACGCCGCACCCGCCGGCGACGAAUCCGGCACCGCAACGCCGACGCCGCUCCAAAUGUCCGACUCGACGCACUCCGCGCCCGCCGCGCCCGCUGCGCCCGCCCCCGAGUCCACGACGCUGCAGAUCGAGCUGCUCUCGCCGUCCGCCCGCGCCCCGACCAAGGGCUCCCCCUUCGCCGCGGGCCACGACCUCUACGCCUCUGCCGACACUGUCGUCCCUGCCCGCAAGUGGGCCCUUGUCCCGACUGACAUCAAGAUCUCCGUCCCGGCGGGCACCUACGGCCGCAUUGCUCCCCGCUCUGGCCUUGCAUACAAGCACGGCAUCGACACCCUCGCCGGCGUGAUUGACGCGGACUACCGCGGCCCCGUCGGCGUCAUUCUCGCCAACCUCGACGACAAGGAUUUCCCCGUCAAGCAGGGCGACCGCAUCGCCCAGCUCGUCAUCGAGAAGUGCGUCAUGGCCGAGGUUGCCGUGGUAGAGAAGCUGGAAGACACUGUCCGCGGCGCGGGCGGCUUCGGCAGCACCGGUGGCUUUGGCGCCAAUGGCACGGCAUAGACUUGUCCGGUUCGCGUGUCGGGUGAGAGAGUGGAGAGAGAUUACUUGGAAGCAAGAAAAAAGACGGGCUGGGUUUCGGCGUUUAAAAUAUACCUACUCUCUAACGAGACUCGACGGCUACAUGGGUAGAUAAUUCACAUCCCCAUGGUGAGUGGUACUCC